Molecule: messenger RNA, 303 nt
Organism: Phytophthora infestans T30-4
Lineage: Eukaryota; Oomycota; Peronosporomycetes; Peronosporales; Peronosporaceae
Exons: 2
Coding region: 1-303 (100 amino acids)
Source: RefSeq, a predicted model, not a curated record
AUGUCCUCGCCCGUCUGGCUUUUGCGGAUAAAUGGCUUCUCCCACAUCCAGAUGCCCGUGGUGUUGCGCUUGCGGCCUGCUCUCCAGCUGAAUCCCUUCUCUCCAUACGUUUCCUCAAUGUUCGAGUUGCCCUCGAGCUUCCCUUCGCCGCUACCGGUCACACCUUCCAUGACCCAGGCCUUCCAGACCUCCGUGCUCUCCUUUUGCCCGUGCGGAAGGCGCCCACGACUGAGAAAAUGGCUACUUUCAUGUCCUCGGGCACCUGGUGGAAGAUGCCACGCAGCGCUUCCUCGUCGAGCAUGA